Molecule: messenger RNA, 1937 nt
Organism: Leptopilina heterotoma
Lineage: Eukaryota; Metazoa; Arthropoda; Insecta; Hymenoptera; Figitidae
Product: CCR4-NOT transcription complex subunit 2
Exons: 8
Coding region: 442-1827 (461 amino acids)
Biological process (GO): nuclear-transcribed mRNA poly(A) tail shortening; regulation of DNA-templated transcription; regulation of stem cell population maintenance
Cellular component (GO): P-body; CCR4-NOT core complex
Source: RefSeq, a predicted model, not a curated record
GAUUGAUAAUAAGUCGAAUCGAUCAACUGUCAAAUUCAGCAAUCUUUGAAUACAUUAGUUUUUGUGUUUACCAUUUAUUGAGUGGCCCAAUUUAUAAACAAGUGUAGAAAUAAUUAUUCUCAAAAGAUGUAGAGUUAUAAAUUCAUUGAUAUAAUACAAUUAACAUAAAAUUUUCACUCUAAAAGUUUAAGAUUUUGUUAACAUAACCUCUAAAUCUAGGGAUAUGACCCCCUCCCCUCGUGCAAUAUAUAGUUGUUCUAGUUGCUAGUUGCAAAGGACUCAAGUGUUGGAAAAAGUGAUUGUCCAAAACAAAACGCAUCGCUUUGCAAUAAUUCGUUCAUAAUCAAAAAGUUUAUCAUGAAUUCGAUUGAAUUCUAUACACAGUGAUUUGCAGUUUGUACAGAUAAAAUAGCAGGUACUUUAUAGUGGAGCCACCAGGCUAUGGCCAACCUGAACUUUGAGCAACCACCUCGGAGUAUCGCAAACGCAAGUCUAGCUACACGUGGGGGUGGUGGGGGGGGCUUAAGCUCGACGACCCUCACGGGUCAUGUCACACCUACCUCGGGAAUGUUCUCAGGCUCAUCAGCAAGCUCCUCGAGUACAGCGAACAUCUCGGUUAUUGGUCCCAACGUUUAUCCUGGAGCAACUGGUUCAGGAGGCGUUCAACCUGCUGGGCAUCAGUCUCAACAGCAACUUUCGCCUAUGGGAAGUAGGGGACUCUUUAGUCAAAGGGCUUUCACUGAUAGGCGUACAAUGCCAGCUCUUGGAAAUUCUAAUCCAAUGGGUAGUAUGGCCAGUUUUGGAAUACCUCCAAGCCGCAAUUACGGAUCUCAAGGAGCGAUCAACAAUUUUCAUUCGGUAUUUGGCAGCGGGGGUGGCGGCGAUACCAGUACACCGCCACUUUUGGACCUUUCAGAAUUCCCCUCAUUGACCAAUCGAGGUCAGGGUGAUUCUAUGCCUCAACCUAGUCCCAUGCCAGGGAAGCAACCUUAUGUCGGUAUGGUGAAACAACCAACGUCUGAGCCGAGUGAAUUUACGAUGAGCUCGGAAGAUUUUCCAGCUCUGCCGGGAACUCAAAGUAGGGAAGGACCGUCCCCCGGUGGUGGCGUGUCAGGUGAUAAAGGAAUGUCCGUUGGUCUUGGUCCAGAAAUUAGUCAAGACAUUCUACAAGUCAACAGGGCUCCAGGCUCGGAAAAAUUGCAAGCAUCUAAAAGAGGAAUUCAAACGUCUCCUGACGGUAAAGUAACAAAUAUACCAUCCAGUAUGGUCAAAGAUCAAUUUGGAAUGGUGGGACUCUUAACGUUUAUUAGAGCAUCAGAAACAGAUCCAAAUCUUGUAUCUUUGGCGUUAGGGCAAGAUCUCACUGCAUUAGGACUUAAUCUUAAUUCGCCGGAAAAUCUUUAUCAGAAUUUUGGAGGUCCUUGGGCAGAAACAUCUUGUCGGCCACAAGACAUUGACUUUCACGUUCCACCAGAGUAUCUCAUAAACGCUUCGAUCAGGGAUAAACUGGCUCCUGUUAAAUUAAAUCGAUAUAAAGACGAUCUCCUAUUUUAUAUGUUUUAUACGAAUGUUGGAGAUGUAUUACAACUAGCUGCGGCAGCAGAACUUUACAGUAGGGAAUGGCGGUAUCACACAGAGGAAAAAGUUUGGAUAACACAAGCACCCGGUCUAGGACUAGUCGAAAAAACGUCGACGUACGAGCGUGGUACUUAUUAUUAUUUUGAUGCACAAAACUGGAGGAAGGUAGCUAAAGAGUUCCAUUUAGAUUAUUCGAAAUUGGAAAGUAGACCUCAUCUUCCUCCGACGUUCCAUCAAGCUCAGCCUUGACUACAGAUCUGCCUGCAGACCGUUGUGCUGCCUCUAAGCUGGAAGCAAUUCAGCAAUUGUAUAAAUGAACAAAUUUAAUAAUCUUUAAUAAAAAGAAAAAAAUUCAAUAA